This is a messenger RNA of Adelges cooleyi (spruce gall adelgid), 2987 nucleotides long. RefSeq names its product pre-mRNA-processing factor 39-like. The transcript is spliced from 2 exons. Gene Ontology annotation, biological process: RNA processing; mRNA 5'-splice site recognition. The coding region runs from base 273 to 2798 and encodes 841 amino acids. Gene Ontology annotation, molecular function: protein binding. Gene Ontology annotation, cellular component: U1 snRNP; U2-type prespliceosome; commitment complex. The record is from RefSeq and is a predicted model, not a curated record. Lineage: Eukaryota; Metazoa; Arthropoda; Insecta; Hemiptera; Adelgidae.
AUAUAAUAUAAUUUAAGGUUCAACUUACGAAUAAACUUUCAGUAAGAACUACCGGUUGUGUAUUAAAGGCCGAACUUUAAAUUAUACUGCGUGUGUCUUAAAUAAUGAAAUUAAUGUAUUAACCAUGUAAUUAUAUCUCAAUAAAAGUUCAAUUAGUGUAUUUCCAUUGGUAAACUUACUAAUCGUCAGUAGUGUCAUCUGUGUAGUUGUAAUAUUUUAUUAAAAUAACAACCAUUUUUUUUUUUUAUAGGUUUUUCAGAAAUUUUGGUAUUAUGGCUGACCAAGACGACGCAUCAUGUGAUAAAUCUAAAGAAAACGAUAAUGUUCCAGAACUUGAUGACACAGAGCUACCUAAAGUUAUAAGUACUCCACCGACAAUGUCAAUAAAAAUAACAAGCAACAAACUACAAAAGUCAAAUGAGAAAUACGACGAAAAUAAUGAUGAUUCCGAUGAAUGUCAAAUUAUUUUACCGAACACUGAUAUAAUUGACAUAAGUGAUGAUAAUGCAGAAAAAGACGAUUCAGCUGAAAUCAAAGAAGUAUCAUCUUCAGAGGAAGUUACAAAAAAGCAGUCAACUGAAGUAGUUAAAAAUAAUAAACAACAACUCGAAACUGAAAUGGUAUCGGAAGAUGAAAUGCAAGUUGACACUAUGCCCAAAAGUACUGAAGUAUCGAUUAAUAACAAACAACCCGACACCGAAGAAGUAUCUGAAGACGACUUACCGUCGGCUACAUUAUCUGAUCAAACUGAAAAAUUAUCCGACGAUGAAUUGCCUAACGUAAAAGGUAUAAAAGGCAGUAAGAGACCAAAAACAUUAGAUGAAUCCGAGAAACAAAGCAAAAUUGAUAUUGAAAUGCAAUCACAAUCGGCCAAGAAGUUGAAAACUGAAGAACCGAAACCUAUUACUGAACUUGACAAGUUUUGGGCGGCUGUAAAGGCCGAUCCUUCUGAUUUUGUUGGAUGGACUUAUUUAUUGCAGUACGUGGACCAAGAUAAUAACGUUGAUCAUGCCAGAGAAGCUUAUGGAAAGUUUCUCGCGCUUUAUCCAUACUGUUAUGGAUAUUGGAGAAAAUUUGCCGAUUUUGAAAAGAGGAACAAUAACAAAGAAGAAUGUGAAAAAGUUUUUGAACGUGGACUUACUGCUAUACCAUUGAGUGUUGAUUUAUGGAUUCAUUACAUGACCUAUUUAAAGACAAACCACGCCGAUGAUAUCGACCAUAUUCGUAGUAAAUUCGAGAAAGGCUUGCAAAUUUGCGGACUUGAGUACAGAUCGGACCGUUUAUGGGACCAUUACAUUAAAUGGGAAAUAGAUCAGGGCAUGGUGCAAAACGCGUUUAACAUUUACGAUCGUCUUCUUGGUACUCAGACGUUAGGAUACUUGCAGCAUUUUGAGAAUUUCAAAGAGUUUGUUAAUAAAAAUUCUCCAGAUAAGUUGUUGAGUGCCAAAGAAUUUCUGGAGUUUCGGCAACAAAUAUCGGAAGGAUUGAGAAUCAGUAGUGAUGGCGAAUUAUUAAACGACGAUUCCGCUCCGCCUGGAGAAGAAGAGCAUAUAUUUUCAUCCGAUGUGACUGAAAAAGAAGAAUUAUUAUUAAAAGAAAAGAUCAUCGACUCCAGGUUGAGGGUUCACAAAGAAACAGCGCAAGAAAUAACAAAACGACAAACCUUUGAGGAAGGUAUUAAAAGACCAUAUUUUCAUGUGAAACCAUUGGAGAAAUGUCAAAUUGACAAUUGGAAAAAUUACAUAGAAUUUGAAAAAGCUGCCGGAGACCAUCAACGAAUAGUAGUUAUUUACGAAAGGUGUCUUAUAGCGUGCGCUUUGUAUGAAGAUUUUUGGUUGAGUUAUUUGGAUUAUUUGGAAUCGGCCAAUACCGAUGUGAGUGAUUUAAUGGACGAUUUAUAUAAAAGGGCGUGUUUAGUCCAUCACCGUAAAUCAACUAAAUUGCAUUUGAAAUGGGCUGCUUAUGAAGAGACCAUGAAUAACAUGGACAAAGCUGCCGAAAUCCUUGAAAAUCUUGAUAAGGCCGUGCCACAUAUGCUACAAAUCAUCUAUAGGCGCAUUAAUUUGGAAAAAAGAAGAGGACUAUUCGACAAAGUAUCCGACCUUUAUUCACAUUAUAUAAACACUUCUCACACCAAGUUUUUGACGUCCAACAUUGCAAUAAAAUACGCACGAUUCUUGUGGAAGUCUGUGAGUAAAAUUGACAAGGCUAUCGAAGUAAUUUCAGACAUCAUAAAUAAAGACAAAGAUAAUAUGCAAGAGAACGCUAGACUGUUGUUGCAACUCGUCGAACUGAAAAUGAGCGUAAAACCUUUGGACGAGAAAUCCGUCAUACAAACCUUCGACGACAUAUUGUCCAUGAGCAGCGUUAACUUGGAACAAAAAAUUCUGUUUUCUCAACGCAAGUUGGAAUUCAUUGAAGAUUAUACGGAUGACCUCGUAUCGUUGCGCAAAGCCCUGCAGGAGUUCAAGUGUUAUUCAGAGUUGUUGGCCAAAGAAAAGAAAAAGGCGAUAGCUGCGGCUGAAGAAGAAAAAUCUAGAAUUGAAAAAGAACUGAAGAAUAAACAAGCUCAAGAACUGGCCGUGACACCGAGCACUCAAAUCACAGCACCCAAUUAUCAGUCCUACAACUCAACUUACUACCCACAACAACAGUACUCGUCCGGAUAUAACCAACCUUAUCAACAAUACACGUCCACUGGCCAAGACUAUACGUACCAGUACCAAAAUUGGAGUUAUCCUGCUCAGACGAAUUACAAUCAAUCGUGGGGCUCGUAUAACUACGGAAGUGGAUAUUAAAGGUGCAUAUAAUAUUAUUUACUUGUUCUUAAAAGAAAUCAUUCACGUAAAAUUAAAUAUAGACAACAGUUGUUUUUUAUUACUAUUAUUACUUAUAAAUAAAAAUUAUAGACAGUGUCGAUAAGUUACAACAAAAUGUAUUAAAUAUUUAGCACAACAUACAUAUAUUUUAAGAAUAUUAUAAGUAUA